AUGGCUCUCAAGAGAAUCAACAAGGAGCUGACAGAUCUCGGUCGUGACCCUCCCUCUUCAUGCUCAGCAGGACCUAUCGGCGAUGAUCUGUUUCACUGGCAAGCGACUAUCAUGGGACCCGGUGAUAGCCCAUAUUCGGGAGGUGUCUUCUUCCUCGCCAUACACUUCCCUACCGACUAUCCAUUCAAGCCUCCGAAGGUGAACUUUACUACGCGCAUCUACCACCCGAACAUCAACUCCAACGGUAGCAUAUGCCUCGACAUUCUGCGAGACCAGUGGAGUCCAGCUUUGACCAUCUCAAAAGUGCUUCUCUCCAUCUGCUCCAUGCUCACAGACCCCAACCCUGAUGAUCCUUUGGUACCUGAGAUCGCCCAUGUUUACAAGACAGACCGUUCGAGGUACGAAUCGACAGCGAGGGAAUGGACUAGAAAGUAUGCCAUCUAG
Messenger RNA from Letharia columbiana, 444 nucleotides. RefSeq lists its product as uncharacterized. The transcript has 5 exons. The coding region runs from base 1 to 444 and encodes 147 amino acids. The record is from RefSeq and is a predicted model, not a curated record. Gene Ontology annotation, molecular function: ubiquitin conjugating enzyme activity. Gene Ontology annotation, biological process: ubiquitin-dependent protein catabolic process; protein polyubiquitination. Lineage: Eukaryota; Fungi; Ascomycota; Lecanoromycetes; Lecanorales; Parmeliaceae. Gene Ontology annotation, cellular component: nucleus.